Baudoinia panamericana UAMH 10762 is the source of this 819-nucleotide messenger RNA. Its product is annotated as glycosyltransferase family 1 protein. The record is from RefSeq and is a predicted model, not a curated record. The coding region runs from base 1 to 819 and encodes 272 amino acids. The transcript has 2 exons. NCBI's taxonomy places the organism in Eukaryota, Fungi, Ascomycota, Dothideomycetes, Mycosphaerellales, Teratosphaeriaceae.
AUGCGAGGCAAGAGUCCGUUGGACAAUCUGUGCUGGCUACCGGAUGCGUACAUGCAGCUUUGCGUGCCACAGCUUGAGCCAUCUCGCAGCGAUCUGCGGCCGAAACUGCAAUUCGUCGGAACCUUCCUAGGCUCUAAUGACACAAGCCCCCUUCCAGAGUGGUUCCGGAGCUUUGUGGUGGACGGCAAAACGUACGGUCCCUUGCUAAUGGUUACUUCCGGCACCAUCCCAGGUAUGGACGUGAGCGAGCUCAUAAUACCUACCAGUGAAGCUUGCCGUGAUCUGCCGGUGCGCUUAGUGGUGUGCGCCGUACACGCUUCGAAGCCUGAAAACUACGUACUGCCAGACAAUGUUCGAUGGGCGGAGUGGAUAUCUUUCGACGAGCUGUUUAAAUACACUGACAUUGCCAUCACAAAUGGCGGAUACGGUGGUAUUGACCAGGCCUUUGCAAACGGUAUCCCUAUGGUACUCGCAGGGUGCGUUUAUGAAGGGCAUAUACUUUACUCGCUCCCUCAAAGAUCGCUGACGCUCUUACCUUUACUUUGUAGGUUGACCGAGGACAAGGCGGAAACGACGGCUCGUGCGGAAAUGACUGGCGCGGCUAUCAAUCUGCGCACCCAUACCCCCACCACAGAGCAGGUGCGGGAGGCAAUCAAAAAGAUGGUCGGUGAAUCCAAAUAUAAGCAGAGAGCGCUGGUACUGAAGCAGGCAUAUGCCGAGUGCGAUGCCGUCGGAAGCAUUGUGAAAGAGAUCCACAAGCAGGCCGAGAGCUUCUACGGCAAUGGCAGGACAGGAGUCAUCGCGAACGGGCACGCAUGA